GCGGCGCCCCGGCGCCAUGGGCGGGGAGGAGGAGAUCGUGCGAAUCGCCAAGCGCCUCGAUAAGAUGGUGGCCAAGAAGAGCGCGGACGGUGCAAUGGAUUUACUGAAGGAGCUGAAAAGUAUGCCCAUGACUCUGGAUUUAUUGCAGUCCACCCGGAUCGGGAUGUCUGUGAAUGCCCUGCGGAAGCAGAGCACUGAUGAAGAAGUGAUAUCACUCGCCAAAUCGCUCAUCAAGUCCUGGAAAAAGCUUCUCGAUGCUUCAGAGGAAAAAAGUGAGGAGAAGAAGAGGAACCUUUCCUUGCCAACCUCUUCCUCAAAGGAGAGCGGCAACUCAAGAGACCAAAGCUCCAACAAAAGGCAGGAUGCGCCGAAGACACCGACCACCCCCAAAAUCACCACCUUCCCUCCGGUGCCUGUCACCUGCGAUGCUGUCCGCAACAAAUGCAGAGAGAUGCUGACUUCUGCUCUGCAGAGUGACAGUGACCACGUUGCCAUCGGGGCGGACUGCGAGCAUCUCGCCGCCCAGAUUGAAGAAUGUAUAUACCAAGACGUCAAGAACACUGACAUGAAGUACAAGAACCGGGUGAGGAGCCGCAUCUCCAACCUGAAGGACUCCAAGAACCCCGAGCUGAGGAAGAACGUGCUGUGCGGGGCAAUCACCCCGGAGCAGAUUGCUGUGAUGACCUCGGAGGAAAUGGCCAGUAACGAGCUGAAGGAGAUCAGGAAGGCUAUGACGAAAGAGGCGAUCCGGGAGCACCAGAUGGCCAAGACGGGUGGCACUCAGACCGACCUCUUCACUUGCGGCAAAUGCAAGAAGAAGAACUGCACUUACACUCAGGUGCAGACACGCAGCUCCGACGAGCCCAUGACCACCUUUGUCGUGUGUAACGAGUGUGGGAACCGCUGGAAGCCGGCGUGGCCUCAUUCGCAGCAAGUCUGAUCUCUUGCAGUUCUGCUGAGACAUCUCGGAACCCGACCGCGGCAGCCGAACACGGCCCAGAACAAACCGUGCAUUCUCCAGCUUCUCCGGCAAUUGUGUAUCGUAUCCCAAGUGAGUUUCCUUUGUGUCACGCACCAAGCGCAUUGUCCGAGGGAGGCCUGGCCCCUUUCUGUGCGGCAGUGGCGAGCGGCCCCCGGCGGGGCAGGCAUUUAGCAGGAGAGUUCACUACCCCCUUUCGUCUUUUAUUUUCUCAUCAAAGAAAAGCAUUGCCAUUCUUUCCAAACAGUAUUAAACAUUAUUUUUUUUU
Molecule: messenger RNA, 1247 nt
Organism: Alligator sinensis (Chinese alligator)
Lineage: Eukaryota; Metazoa; Chordata; Crocodylia; Alligatoridae
Gene: TCEA2
Product: transcription elongation factor A2
Exons: 10
Coding region: 17-940 (307 amino acids)
Biological process (GO): DNA-templated transcription; transcription elongation by RNA polymerase II
Cellular component (GO): nucleus
Molecular function (GO): zinc ion binding; nucleic acid binding
Source: RefSeq, a predicted model, not a curated record